AUGGAUUUUCAAAUGUAUAAUGAUGCUGAAAAGCAACAUAUUCAGAGAAUAAUUGAACAAAAGCAGAUGCGAGACUUUUUAAAAUUUUACACGAGUUUGGUCGAACGAUGUUUUGAUGAUUGUGUUAAUGACUUUACUUCAAAAGCUUUAACUUCAAAAGAGGAAGCAUGUAUUAACCGUUGUGCCGAUAAAUUCUUAAAACAUAAUGAACGGGUAGGGCAACGAUUUGGUGAAUUAAAUCAACAACUAAUGCAGCAACAGCAACAAGCUCAACAGCCUCAACUACCUCAGCAAAGUAGUAGUAAAUGGUUUUAA
Molecule: messenger RNA, 315 nt
Organism: Racocetra fulgida
Lineage: Eukaryota; Fungi; Glomeromycota; Glomeromycetes; Diversisporales; Gigasporaceae
Source: the annotation of a GenBank genome assembly